Coregonus sp. 'balchen' is the source of this 12141-nucleotide messenger RNA. NCBI's taxonomy places the organism in Eukaryota, Metazoa, Chordata, Actinopteri, Salmoniformes, Salmonidae. The record is from the annotation of a GenBank genome assembly.
AUGGCAGCUUCCAUGAUGACCAUUAACGUUAGACCACAUAUUAUCUUUGUUUAGUCAGUAUUUAGCUAGCUAGUUAAAGUUAGCUAGGUAACUAACCUAUUUAAAUUAUAUUAGCUACAUUAUACCAUGGCAUUGUUGAAUACUCGUUUCUGAUUGGCUUGAAGAGCAUUCUAGAGCAUGCAUUAUUUCCCUGUUAACGCAUGGUAAAUCAGCAUGGUAGAAUUUAAUGGCUAUAGUUCAUUCUUGCAUUUUCUACGUUUGAGCUGCUUUUUAUAGCAACAGUCGAAUUGAAACAUUAUUGAAUUCGAUUUUCAUAAUAGCAAGCUUAGACUGAUGAUUUGGUUAGCUUAACUAGUAAGUCUGUUUGUUUGGUUACCAAGGCAACUACUAUAGCGAUAUAGUACAUUUGCUAACUACUUCAGUGGAUGUUGAACACAUUUGUACCUGCAAAUGAACACAUUUCUAGCCGCAAAUGUGUUAAAUGUGCACUAUGCAGAAAUUACUGUGCCAUUUCCUUGGUUGCAUUGUACCAUCUAAACCGCUUCGAACCAAAAAUAUUGUUUUUUCAGCUGUUUGAAGCUGGGGUACUAAACCUAAAGUAAACGAUGAGCAUAGAAAUAGCGCACAUAGAACAGAUUUACCGCUUCUUUGAUUUGCUUUCAAUGAGAAUGACAGAUCAUAACAAAUUUUAUGUGAAUUUGGUCGGGUUGCCCAAUAAGUUACAUAUUGCAGCUUUAUCUUAUAGUCAUGGUAUGAAAUGGGUAAUCAACUCGGGGCUCUGGAAAAUAAUGCAACUCUGUGGAAGGUUAGUUCCACGCCGCUGGCGCGUAGCCCCUCGUUGAUUAACCCUUACAUAAUGCUAUUCAUGACAGCAUUGAUAUGAUCAUCUAUUCUAUUGCCUCUGUUACUUGACACACAGGGUAAACGUAACCAUGGAGGAACCUGGGUGCUGAUAUAGAAGUGACUGUCAAAACUUUGGACUCCCAGAGUCCGAAGUUACACUGUAGGCGGACAGGUACGUUCUCAUUUCCAACGGGGCGCUUUUACAGUAGCCUUACAUAUACUGGAUAUAGGCCUAAUCCUCACACCAGUGUCUUUUUCUCAGUUGACAGUGAAAGAGUUCAAGGAGCACAUUGCCACUUCAGUGGGGAUUCCUGUGGACAAACAGAGGCUGAUCUACCAGGGUCGAGUCCUGCAGGAUGAGAGGACCCUGACAGAGUACAGUGAGUAAUGCUGUCUGUGGAGCUGCCUGGAAUCAAUACAAAAUGGCCACAUGCUAACAAACAUGAGAUUAGUCCAGACAGUUUUAUCUGUAGUAGCUGCAGCAAAGCAUCUGUCAACAAAGAACAGAAAUGCAGCAAACAGACAGACAUCUUUGUCUAUAUGUGAUAUAUAGAAUAACCCUCAUAUUCACUUAAUCCAUGACUUACAAGGCCAAUAAUGCACAGAUGUAGGCUUAUUACACAACUGCACACCAUCAGAACUCUUGAGUACCCAUCAUGUAAUUGCUGUAAGCCGUUUGGCUGCUAUGCACAUCACCUGGAUAGGUUAAUGGAGCACCUGUGUCCUCUAACAUGAAUAGAGAUGAUAUUCCUUGUUCUCUAUUUCCUCUGUGUCUCAGACGUCAGUGGAAAAGUCAUCCACCUGGUGGAGCGGGCCCCCCCUCAGCCCUCCCAGCCAGGAUCGGGGUCAGGGGGAGCGGAGGCCGGAGCGCCGCCCUCCUCUACCACCUCCCAGGGAACGUCCCAAGUGCCUCCACACGACCGCAACGCCAACAGCUAUGUCAUGCUGGGAACCUUCAACCUCCCGGUUAACGUCAUGGACCCUCAGCAGAUCCAGGUACAGCUUUUGAGUGUGUAUGUUAUACCUGUUUUUGGAUCAAAUUUGUCUUGGUUCCAUGGUUUAUUAUGAUAUCCUAAGCGCCUGGUGUGGAUCAGUACUGAUAUCGAGCCUAUACUGUCUCCCACACUCUUCUUAGAUGUCAGUCCAGCAAAUGAUGUCAGGCUUGGGAGAGAAUGCAAGGAAUGCCAGAGUCAGCACCAGCACCGGGGUAAGAAAUCGAAUAUAUGAUUUAUAACAUAGUAUACAUCCUCAUUUAUGGAUUUUAUCUAUCAAUUUCUAUAUACAUUUAUAAAAGGCUAUGAAUGAACAUGUUGAGUAGCUGUCAACUAAUACUCUUGCUCUCACAGAGCAAUGGUUCCAUGAAUGUGCACAUUGAUAUGGACCAAUCGGUGCAGAGUGAGCCCAGGCUGAGACUGCUAUUGGCUGAGAACCUGCUGAGGGACACAAAUGCCCUCAUCGAGAGGAUGGAGGUGAGGUGUUAAGUUUAAGAUUAGAACAACUAGGAAUACCCACAGUACAGACCAAUUUUUUAAUGAAUACACUGGCUCAAACGUUAAACAUAAUUAACGUAUUUGGACAAAUGUUAUUUGAAAAUAUUCUAGGCAGUCUCAGGAAGCAGGUCUAUUUGAGUUCGAAGUAAUUCAAUUAAGAUGACUGAGCAAUGUCCUCCCCUUACCUACUACCUUGUCGCUCAAUCUCAGGGUCAACCAAGUGGCACCUCAGCCCAACCGGAUUCUGCUGCUACUGCACCUCCUCCCUCCUCUUCCUCCUCCUCCACUCCCUCUCCCUCCACCCAGCCCAUGGACACGUCUCCACCUCCAUCUACUACCCCUCCAUCAUUCUCUUCCUCCACUCAAACAGAGGGAGCCGCCCAAGCUGGACCAAAGUAAGACAUUAUUGCUAACUAUCGCUGUCCUGCAUGUUUUGUUUUUUUGCUCUAUACUGAAUUCAAAAGUUAUCAAACUUGUUUUGGCCAUUUAAUGUGAAUUAAGAAGAAUAGGGCUUAAUCUGGAACUUGAGACAUGCACGCACAAUUUUCACACUUUCGCACAGAAUCUCCUAUUGACAUCAACACAUGAAACUUGGCUUUAGUCAUCGUGGUUGUUAUUAGAAGACCUGUGAUGCAUGUAAAUAAGGAUACCUCAUCCCUUCUCUCCCCUCAACAGUCACCCCAGCCCAGCAGAACUGGUGGAGAUGCUGUCAGAGCUGAGGAGGGCGGAGGAGAGGCUUCAGCCGUUCAUCCAGAGAACACACUCUAUCCUAGAGUCUGCUGCCACCGUAGAAUACGCAAACACCGUAAGCCAAACUUAGAGCUUUGUGGUUAAGUACAAUUCACUUGCACUGAUCAGAUUUAGAAAGUCAUGAUUGUUUGCUGUAUUGCAGUCGGACUCUUACAAUACUUGUCACUUUUCCCUCAAGACUACCUGAAUAAAAUAUCAAAACAUGUUCUCAGAAAAUGUCUUAAGCCCUCUUGUCACACGCAGGAGAGAGAGGAGGACCAGCGGAUUCUCAACCUGGUGGGGGAGGCCCUCCGUCUCCUGGGCAACGCCCUGGUUGCCCUUAGCGACCUGCGCUGCAACCUGCUGAGCCCCACCCCACGCCACCUACAUGUGAUCCGGCCAAUGUCUCACUACACCUCCCCAGUCACCAUGCCUGGAGCCGUGCAUCACCACAUCCCACUACAUGUUAGUCAGUGUUGUAUCCCAUUGUCAAACUUGUUUUGUUGUGACCUGGCAGACACUUACACCUAUUACAUUAUUUCUAUCUUACAUAUUUAGUUUAUAUUGGUUAAUUUAAACUUCAUUUGAUAUCAUCGUUUGCCAAUGGAACACAGUACGUCAUUUACAUUUGAAAACUAAUCUGCAGAUGAACCUGGGAGCCACUGUCACAAUGGCGUCCAAUGGCAGACCAGCUACAGAGGGACAGGCCCAGCCCAGUCAGGCCGCCAGCCAAUCGGACCAGCCAGGUCAGGGACAGACCUCCCCCUCACAGCCUCCACUGUCCAAUCAGCAGGCUGGACAGGGACAGCCCGGCCCCCGGGUCAUCAGGAUCAGCCACCAGACAAUGCCGGUGGUCAUGAUGCAGAUGAACACGGACGGUGUGUUGUCCCCUACCCGCCACUGAUUGAAUGCUUUACCACAACAUGUCAAUAUUUUUCUCGUCCACAAAUGGCCCCUUGGAAGUGAAUAACUCUACCAUUGCAUUUAUUGCCAAAUGAUAUUUGCUGAGAGAAAGUUUUCUUUCUUUGACCAAUAGUCAAAGUACCGUACAGGUCCCUGUACUGCUCAAAUCGAUAGGUCUCGUUCAAUUUAGGAAGGGUGUUUUUUUUUCUUCUUAAACCAUAGAGUCCAUUUGUUUUUACACACUGUUUACAGUUCAAACAUGUGUGUGUGUGUGUACAGACUCUGGUGUUCCUCAGGCAGCUGGACAGCCAAACACUGCAGGAACGGGUCAGCCAGGUGAGUGUUGGUAACACUUCAUGAUGAUGGUUUAGUUCCUCUGGUUGUAUCUCCGAAUAACUGGGGACUAGAGUAAAGCCCUAUAUACCAGAGAUCCUGAAUCCAAUUUUCAAGGCACGAAGAAAUCUUCUUAUCCUCUCUCCCCAGGCUUCCAGAUGCCCCCCGGUGUUCAGAUGAACCCAGACUUCAUGCAGUCCAUUGUGCAGCAGAUCGCCCAGUACACCGAGGCUGUGGCUGCUGCCACCGGGGGCGCCGUCCCUGGCCAACCCCCCCAGCCUACCCCACCAGGCUCCACCGCUACCUCUUCCACCACCACCACCGGCCCUAACACCCCCACCACCACCCCCACGGCACCCCCUCCACCUUCUCCCGGGGCCCCCCAGGCCAGGGUGGUGUUCACCCGGCCCGCCUUUGCCCCCAGGAUCCCUCCACCCGCCUUUGGCACCCGGGGGGCCACCAUCAACCUGAGGGCUAGCGUGCCCCCCAUGAUGGGUCAGCAACCAGGACAGGUGAGCACGUUUGUGAUAGGGGGUUUGGUGCCCUAUGGGUUUAGUGCAGGACUGGGGUUAAUGGCUUGUAGAUUUCAGUCAAGUUUUGACAAGAAGUUGUCAAGACUUGGAAUUUCAGUAGGAGGUAUUUGUAUUUGCUAGUCAUUGUGGGCAUUUUCCAUCGACAGUACCAAUUGUCUCAAACUGUAGUGCUCUGAAAGUCUUAAUGGCAUAGCCAUGUUUGUAUUUGUCUUAUAUGCUAAUGGACACUGUGUUGACCUAUGACCUCUCCCCCACAGCCCUUCCCUCCUGCUGCCCUCAAUCAGAUGAUUAGUGGACUGGUGGGACAACUCCUGAUGCCUGGACAGAUGGGUAUGCUGUCUUAGAAAGACAAUAUACACCCCACCUUUCUAGCCUCUUCUUUUUGGUGGCUGUGGGGGGGGAAAACAUUGCCUAGUUAACCAUCACACUAAAAGUUAAUCCUCUGUUUUGAAGUGUUAUCAGUGUUUUAAGUGUACUGUAAGCCGACUCUAAUUCCUCUCCUGUCUUCCUUCCCCCCCAGCUGGUCAAACAUCCACAUCCUCUGCCUCUCAUACCUUCUCAUCCUCCUCCAACUCUUCCUACUCUGGCCCUAUCCCCACCCCUGCCGCCACUGUUCCCCCAGGCCAGCCCGGCGCCAUCCCCACCAUGCCCCAGGGAGCUCCCCCUGAACUGGCCCAGCUCCUGGGCUCUCUCCUGGGGACAGCGGGGGCAGUUCCUGGGGCCAUGGGACCCUCCAUCACUGUGACCAUGCCCGGAGUGCCUGCCUUCGUCCAGGGAGUGUCUGACUUCAUGCAGGUCAGUGUCUGGAUCAGAGUUUGUUCCAAGGCUGUUUUGUGGAUUAGGACAUAUAGCCGUAGUGCCUGUUACAACAGAAUGGUUGAAACCAAGAUUACAUCAUCCUCCAGUUAACUGAUGUGUUAGUUGUAAGAAUACCAUAAUGGUUUCUUAACUACAUAUCUUUCAUAUGAUACAUUUUAUUUUCUCCCUGUCCAUCAUCUCGCUCUCUAUCUUAGGCCUCCGGACCAGUCUUCUCACCCCCCCCAAACGGUGCCCACCAGCCCCCUGCCCCUGGCACCCCCACCCCUCCACCCGGGACCACCCCUAACCCUCCCACAGGGGACGGUGCCGGGGCCCAGGGAGAGGCCCUGAAUCCAGAGCUGUUCACUGGGAUUGUACAGGGGGUCCUGUCCACCAUGAUGGGCUCCCUGGGUUCUCCCCAGAGCAACACUGAGAGCAUCGCCCAGUUCAUCCAGAGGCUCUCCGAGACCAGCAACAUCUUCACACCCGGCACAGGGGACGCCAUGGGUAAGAGUUUCUGUCUUGUUUGCUUUCUUCUACCUUGCUCUCUUUCUGUCUAUGAAGUGUAAUCUCUUUCUCCCGCGUUCCUCCUUUUUCUCCCGUGCGCUCUCUUCCUCAAUGUUUUUGUUCCAUGUCCACACAGUUGUGUCUCUCCCUCAGGUUUCUUUGGAGACCUACUGACCCUGGUCUGUCAGAACUUCUCCAUGGUGGACCUGGUCUUGCUGCUCCAUGGUCAGAACCAGCCCCUGGGCCGUAUCCAGACCCAGUUGGCUGAGUUCUUCACCCAGCACUACCUCAACGGGAGGGAGCCCACCGACCACAACAUCGCUGUGAGUGGGCCACCGUCUAUAUAACCGCCUCUAUCUGUGAUGUUACUGUCACCUGUCAUUACUGUCACUGCACAUGGGGCUAGAUGAGCUACUUGAUGAGUCUCAUCUCUCCCUCUUUCUCUUUGGUUCUCUCUUUAUGUUGUUAUUUUCACUGUGAUCUUAGGCUGCUGCUGAUGGUCUCACCAAUGAGCUUGUGGAGUACAUUACCGAGAGCUUUGUAAGUACCGUAGUUCACUUAGGCUGCCCACUUUUUAGUCAGUGGUCUUCAAAUUGCCCAAUAAUAUCAGUUGCUUUUAAAUUCUCCCCGUGGCCAGUUGGUGAAUCAAUCCCUCACAUUUCUCUUUGUCUUGGUCCUUUUAGUCUUCAGUGGCAGUGUUGGAGGGUGUCAACAUCACUCAGACCAACCUGUCCUUCUUCAGACAGCAGUUAACGCGUAUCGCCACGCAUAUUUUAUGCUGCACAGGUAACAUAUUCUGUCUUUUAUUUGUCAUUGUUUAUCUUGAAGUGGCUUUAUUGUGCCAAAUUCCAUUAUUUGACGCAAUUCAUCUGACCUGGCCUAUGAAUGUCAGUUAUUUUGUCACCUAUUGCUGUGUUUUCACCUCUGCAGACAACACGUUUGGGCCGCAGCUGCUGCAGAUGUGCAACCAGGGGCUGUUUGAGUGUCUGGCCCUCAACCUGUACUGUCUGAGAGGAGAGCAGAGUGCCCUCACUUCUGUCAUCAACCACCGCAUAGUCAGUACACACACAUGAUCCUGAUGACAUGAUCUGCAACCUCACAAUCAAUGUCUCUCCUCCUUCUGUCUGUCUGUCUGUCUGUCUGUCUGUAAAAGAUGAUUUACAAUACUCUUUCUAUAAAUUUGAAAAAAUAGCUAAAUGGAUAUGACUAGACUGAAAUCUCGUCAAUAGGUUGUGAACGGCCCAUAGACCGGUGAAUAGGUGUGUUGACCCCCUCUCCCGUUACAGAGGACGUUGUCAGCUGAUAUGAAUCCCAGCCUGGUGAACUGGCUGACCAGUAUGAUGACUAUGAGGCUCCAGGUCAUCCUGGAGCACAUCCCUGUCACAGAGGACCAGAUACUGCAUUAUGCCAUCUACACACAGCAGGUAAUUAACACACACACCAUCUCACCAACAGGUCAGUGUUGUUGUGUUCUAGAAGGCUUAUUUACUGGACUAAAUCUAACGAUGCACAUGGAUACCAUAAUCAUUUGCUAAUCAAGAGUCCGUUAUGAUAGCUGUCAUAGAUUCCAUUACCAGAUUUCCACUCAAGCAAUACAUGUUAAAUGGUUUCUUUCCAAGGGGGAGGCUUCUAAUGCACAGGAGCCUGAACGUGCCCAGAUCAUCGAGGUGACUAUUUCACAUUUAUUUGUGAGAUUCAUUAUAUUGGCCUCAAUAUACCUUGGUGUAUUAACGCUUUAGUUCCUCACCUUAACUCUCUUUUCUCUUUCUCCAUCCCACCUUAGAUGGAGGACACCCACUCCCCAGCCCCGGCCACCACAGCUGAGGAAGCCAUGGCAUCGUCACGGGAGACCAGGGCGGAGCCCAGGGAAACUGGAGCCACCGGAGGGGCUGCGCCAUUGGGUGGCACCAUGGCAGCAGCUGAAGCCAGCGGGAGGGAGGAGCCUGGUGGAGAGACUGAGGCCUGGGCUGCUGCCGUCCCUGCUGUAAGAACACUGUUUAGCUCUCUCUUCCACUCCUGCUGUUUGCUUUGCCAUUCUGUCUUCUACUCUGUCCACAUGCUGUUUUCUCUUUUUUACAUACAGGUUUCUAGUUGAAUUUAUACUGAAUUUCGUUGACUUGUAGUUCGGAUUCUUGGAGAAAGAAAAUAAGCUAUAUGAAAGGAAAUUAUCCCACAAUGGAAGUGUUUAGCCUAAUCAGACCUCUAUCCAAACCCAUUCAAGUCUUAAAAUCAAGUGUGCAGUUGUAUGGCUCUGUAUAGUGAGUUUAUAACUGUCUGUUCUCUGUGUGAUAGGAGUGGGUGCCCAUCAUCAGACAUGACCUGAUCACCCAGAGGAAGAUGAAGGCCCAGCCUCCCAUGUCUGACGCCUAUUUACAUGGGAUGCCUGCCAAACGCAGGAAGGUAAAUAGAGAUUGCCUGUGCGGUCCUGUGAAUGAAACUAACCUUUAUGUACAAAAGAUAAGCCCUGAUCUCACUAGUCUUUAGUUAUAAAAGGCAUCCUGCAAGAUUUGUUGGCAGAAUUAUUCAUGGCUAAAACAUGGAGCCUUGCUACAGUGGGGGGGAAAAAAGUAUUUAGUCAGUCACCAAUUGUGCAAGUUAUCCCACUUAAAAAGAUGAGAGAGGCCUGUAAUUUUCAUCAUAGGUACACGUCAACUAUGACAGACAAAAUGAGAAAAAAAAAUCCAGAAAAUCACAUUGUAGGAUUUUUUAUGAGUUUAUUUGCAAAUUAUGGUGGAAAAUAAGUAUUUGGUCAAUAACAAAAAGUUUCUCAAUACUUUGUUAUAUACCCUUUGUUGGCAAUGAUACAGGUCAAACGUUUUCUGUAAGUCUUCAAGGUUUUCACACACUGCUGCUGGUAUUUUGGCCCAUUCCUCCAUGCAGAUCUCCUCUAGAGCAGUGAUGUUUUGGGGCUGUCGCUGGGCAACACGGACUUUCAACUCCCUCCAAAGAUUUUCUAUGGGGUUGAGAUCUGGAGACUGGCGAGGCCACCCCAGGACCUUGAAAUGCUUCUUACGAAGCCACUCCUUUGUUGCCCGGGCGGUGUGUUUGGGAUCAUUGUCAUGCUGAAAGACCCAGCCACGUUUCAUCUUCAAUGCCCUUGCUGAUGGAAGGAGGUUUUCACUCAAAAUCUCACGAUACAUGGCCCCAUUCAUUCUUUCCUUUACACGGAUCAGUCGUCCUGGUCCCUUUGCAGAAAAACAGCCCCAAAGCAUGAUGUUUCCACCCCCAUGCUUCACAGUAGGUAUGGUGUUCUUUGGAUGCAACUCAGCAUUCUUUGUCCUCCAAACACGACGAGUUGAGUUUCUACCAAAAGGUUAUAUUUUGGUUUCAUCUGACAUUCUCCCAAUCCUCUUCUGGAUCAUCCAAAUGCACUCUAGCAAACUUCAGACGGGCCUGGACAUGUACUGGCUUAAGCAGGGGGACACGUCUGGCACUGCAGUAUUUGAGUCCCUGGCGGCGUAGUGUGUUACUGAUGGUAGGCUUUGUUACUUUGGUCCCAGCUCUCUGCAGGUCAUUCACUAGGUCCCCCCGUGUGGUUCUGGGAUUUUUGCUCACCGUUCUUGUGAUCAUUUUGACCCCACGGGGUGAGAUCUUGCGUGGAGCCCCAGAUCGAGGGAGAUUAUCAGUGGUCUUGUAUGUCUUCCAUUUCCUAAUAAUUGCUCCCACAGUUGAUUUCUUCAAACCAAGCUGCUUACCUAUUGCAGAUUCAGUCUUGCCAGCCUGGUGCAGGUCUACAAUUUUGUUCCUGGUGUCCUUUGACAGCUCUUUGGUCUUGGCCAUAGUGGAUUGGAGGUGACUUCAGGUUGCUGCACAGGGCUUCAACGAUAACCAGAUCACAACAGGGCCGAUAAUACAGGGAAGGUGGAGGACAGGAGGAGCCUAGCGCCAAUGGGUUCAGCUGGAGAGCCGAAGCUCUUGCGUGGGAGGUGACCAGACUAUUUCCAUAAUUGCACAUACACUGCUUAAAACUACAUGUUAGCUCCUUUGCACUCCUCUUCUCAUUUGCCUCUGUCUGUUACUCUGUCCUAUGUGAAUUACGGCCUCUUCAUCUAACGGGAGAACUUGACAAUUGGUGAUAAAUACUUUUUUCCUCUACUUGAUUUAUCAGGGAAUGAAAUAUGAUCAUGUAGUACAUUAUCCCACAAUGGCGCUGUGCUCACUAGGCUAACCUCACUCAAGAUCCGUGGUUGAAUCGGCUCUGUAUGGGGUUAUACGCUGCGGUAUACCCGAUGGCAUGGUGUCUCAGUGUGUCGGAGUGGUGCCCAGGACAGGACUGAAUCCGCCAGGGGAUGUAGCUCAGUUGGUAGAGCAUGGCGUUUGCAACGCCAGGGUCGUGGGUUUGAUAAAAUAAUAUAUGUGCUAACUGUAAGUCGCUCUGGAUAAGAGCGUCUGCUAAAUGACGUAAAUGUAAAUGUAAAAUUGUAGUAUCAGCAUGCUAUGUUCAACAUCUGAGUGCGAGAGCUUAUUCUUGCACUAAAAGUUGGAUUAGAGUAUGACCAGGGUGUGUUUUUAAUUAUUACUUUUUUAGACCGGACAGGGGGACGGUGCUCUUCUCUCCCUCUCCGACACAGUGAGCAGGGCAGCGAGGACGGCCGGAGUCAGGCCGGUCACUUCCCCAGACAGCCUGCAAGAGGAGCUUGACAGCCCUGAGCUCCAGGAGGCCUAUGCAGAGCAGGUACAGUCUUCCACUAACACUGUCACUAACAGAAAAACAACCUGUUUCAUCAUUCCAUGGCUUCUCCUAAUAUUAGAGAUGCCACACAUUGACUUUGACACAUGAUUGUAAAUGGCCAUUAGGGAGCUGCCACUGAUGACUUGAUAUGCAGUGGUGGGAAAAGUACCCAUUUUCUAUUAAAGAUAUCUUAAUAGAAAAUUACUCAAGUAAAAGUGAGUCACUGGGUAAAAUUCUACUUGAGUAAAAGUAUUUGAUUUUAAAUAUACUUAAGUAUCAAAAGUAAAUGUAAAUUCCUUAUUUAGCAAACCAGACAUCACAAUGUGACUUGCCUAGUUAAAUAAAUAAAAUAUGUUAUUUUUUUCAUUUGCGGAUAGCCAGGGACACUCUCCAACACUUACAAACAAAGCAUUUGUGUUUAGUGAGUCCGCCAGAUCAGAGGCAGUAGAGAUGACCAGGGAUGUUCUCUUGAUAAGUGUGUGAAUUGGAGCAUUUCCUGUCCUGCUAAGCAUUCAAAAUGUAACGAGUACUUUUGGGUGUCAGGGAAAACGUAUGGAGUAAAAAGUACAUUAUUUUCUUUAGUAAAGCAAACUACUUCAGUAAAAAUACUUUAAAGUACUACUUAAGUAUUUUACACCACUGGUUAUGUGAUUUUCAAUAUUGAACGACGUAGCUGAUGAGUUAUAACUAAAUAAUAUAUAUUGAACGACCCUUUUUGUAUUUGUCACCUAUGUCCUCUGCAUCAGGUGAAGAAAGACAUAAAGAAGCGAGUGAGAGAGGACCCAGACUUCAGCUCUCAGCAGUUCCCCAACACACACACAGCUUUUUCCUCAGACUCAUAACCUAACCACAACUUGUUUUGCAGCCUAAUCAGAUUUUACACUUAACCAACCUGUAUACAUCCUCACCAUCCUUCCUUUUUACUUUUUUGGAUUGCUCAGUAUCACAACUGAAAGCAGUUUUACCCCUACCAAUUAUUUUAAUACCGUAGACACCUUAGCAUUUCCUUUUGACUAAAUUACUCUGACUGAUUUUUACUUUUCCAGUGCCUAUUUGUUUUCUGCCCUCCCUGUGAUGUAACACUCACCUGAUUUGACAAGUUUGUUGGGUCUUAUUUUAUGGAUGAUUGACUUUUUACCUUACAUUUGCAAUGCUCCACCAUUUUGUUUUGUUACCAUGUUAAUAUUAUCGUGCCUAUACCUGUUUUGUGUUUUUCAUUUAGCUUCCCUGAAAAUAAAAAUGGCUUAUUUCAAGAGUAUGCUUUCAUGGGAUGAAAGUAAAUGCUGUUUGGUACAUGAAUGUAAGUGUGCUGAAUAAAGAACUUGGUACACAA